AUAUCGCCAUAGGACGUUGAACAGGCGAUGUUUUGAUACCAAACUUUCGGGUUGGAGGUUACAGUAAUUUAGAUAAAAUAAAUUGGAUCACAGAGUUCAGAUAGUGGUAUAAAUAAGACAGACAGUUCCCAGGUGACAGCUAGAGUUUUGCUGACAUAUUGUAUCAGACGCCAUGAUUUAUGAUAAGAUUUGUGGGGUACACAUUGUACUUGUAGCAAUAUUUACAGUUGUAGGUGGAUGUGUUUUGUGGCAAAAUGAUGCUUUCACACAGAGCUACACAUUUAGUAACUGGAAUUUAAUAUCCGGACCCUUUGGCGAGGAGUCUUUGAGUUUUGUUGGCGACCCGGCUGGUACUGGAGAAACAGUCCUAAGAAAUUUCUACAAGAAUGGAUCUUACUCCAAGACCAGCUACCGAGGAGUGGGCUUUUAUGCUGAAAAUCUUGCUGAAGGAAGAAUAUGUGUGAAACUAAGUUACGAUCUGUAUUUUGAACCAAACUUUGAUUUCGUCCGUGGGGGUAAGCUGCCAGGGCUUUGGGGUGGUUCUACCAGGUGCUCUGGUGGUCGUGAUGCACUGGAUUGUUUUACUACUAGAUAUAUGUGGCGUUCCCAUGGGAAUGGAGAAGUAUAUGCCUACAUCCCGGAUAACCAAACAUCAGACUUCUGUACAAGUUCCGACGUCCAUUGUAACUUCCAGUAUGGAAAUUCGCUAGGGAGAGGGUCGUGGAAGUUCGCGAUUGGUCAAUGGUUACGACUUGAACAGGAAGUGAAAUUGAAUGAUCCAUCUAAUCAUAAUGGUUAUGUAAAGGUUUGGCUUAAUGGCACACAAGUUUACGAAAGAAUGGCACUGGUUUUUAGGAACCACAAUAAUAUUAAAAUUGAUGGAAUUACAUUUUCCACUUUCUUUGGUGGAAGUGAUGAAUCUUGGGCGUCAACCGUCGAUACUUACACUUAUUACAAAAAUUUCCAACUCUCUACUUGUGGUGGAUAAAGAUACUUUAACGCAGAAAUGAUUACUACAAGUAAUUUUGAUUAACAUUUUCUUUUAUAAAGCUAAUAUUACCUGUUAAUAAAGUUUAUAGAAGGUGAAA
Molecule: messenger RNA, 1088 nt
Organism: Patella vulgata (common limpet)
Lineage: Eukaryota; Metazoa; Mollusca; Gastropoda; Patellidae
Exons: 3
Coding region: 173-988 (271 amino acids)
Source: RefSeq, a predicted model, not a curated record